This is a messenger RNA of Gryllus bimaculatus (two-spotted cricket), 4042 nucleotides long. NCBI's taxonomy places the organism in Eukaryota, Metazoa, Arthropoda, Insecta, Orthoptera, Gryllidae. The record is from the annotation of a GenBank genome assembly.
UCUGCGUGCUGUUUGCGGCGGCAGCAUUUCCUCCAGUCGACCGGCCGGCCUCCAGUGACGCGGUAGUCGCGCCACGCAACGCGGCGCCUCAAGCGCACCGCUUCAAAACAGGCGCAGCGACGGGUUCGCAAACGCCAUCUAUUCGGAGCUCGCUGUCAUUGUAACGCUAUAAUGUAGUGUAGAUGCUAAUGUUGUGCACGGCACUAUACCAUCGAAACUCUUCUUUAUUCGACUAUUUUGACUUCGACUACAUUUGCAAAAAAUAUUUGAAGACAACUUUGUGUGCUGGUAGUCUAAAAAGAAAUGUCAUUGUGAAUUGUGAUGUGCAGUGUAUUUUGUUUGUAGUACGUGUUUUUCAUCGUGUGAACCGAAAUCGUUUUGCAUUCUAAAAUGACGUGAUUUUUACGUGCUGUGAUAGUCUGUGUGGAUGAUCAACAUAAGCAAGUUUACAAGAAUUUAUAUUCAAAAUUGUUUUGUUAUAGCAGUGUUACUUUUGAAAACGAACAUUGCAAUACAAUAAGUUCCGCUUCAAGAGGUGUAUUUUUGAGUGGUUAUUUUAGAAUAAACACUAGACAUUUUAGAUUAUUCAGAGAUAUAUUCAUUGUAUCUGGUAAAAACAAGUGUUCAAAUUGUUCAGUUGGUGUUGUAAAUCUUGAGAAAAGUUUCGUCCAUUGUUCGUGCAAUUUUGUCAAGGAUGUUUCAAAUUCAAAACAAGCGAACAGCACUUUGUAGCCGGGAUCUUGAAAGGUAAAGGCCACAGUACGUGGGAUUUCGGUCCUCAGGUCAAAUCAUAACGUCGGAGGCACUGCCAACGACCAUUGCACGGUCUUCAAUGUGGACGAAGCUGUCGGCGUCGUCCUCAGCACUAAUGGCCUCGACAUCGCAAUUCUCGCCUUGGUCGUUAACAUCGUCAUCGCGGUCGACGUUUCUGCGGUGGCAUGCGAGGUGCUUCGCGGUGCUGUUGCUGUUGAGUGCCUCCGUAAACGGCGGAAUGCACAUCAACAAGUGUUGCGGGGCCAAUGAGCAACUGGACGCUUGGCUGAAAAAAUGCGUCCCGUAUGAAGGUGCCGUGACCGCAGCUCUUAAAGAGAAGGCAGCUACAGAUUCUUCUUUGACCGCCCAAAAUGCUUUGACCGCCGAAAAUGCUUCGUCAGCCGAAAUGUCCUCAGCCACCGAACUUCCCACGACCACAGUGUUGAUGACGACAACCGAGGAGCCAACAACGACGCCCCCAGAUGAAGUGAUGUUCAGGGACGGACUGCCUUACUGGAUCGACCCCAACUUGACGGUGCUGGAAACGCACAGUCAACUGCCGUUGGUGGCAGGUGCGAAGUGGGCGGGCGCGCGGGUUACGUUCGGACACCGUCCCUGCCCUUACUCGCAAACGCAGUUCGUUAAUACUGUGCGCCACGAGUCGUACCAACUGCUCGCCAACGGCAGCCUCCUGCUGCCCAUGUGGCGCACCGACGGAGACGGAAGUGGCCGCUGGCCCGUGAAGGUGGCUUUGCCGCCGGACGAAUGGUGCAUGGACCGUGUGAAGAGCGGGAUCUUCGUGUUUCUGGCCUGUCCCUGCCAACGCGUGACUUGCCUCAACCGGUGCUGUAACAAAAACAGUAUGUACGCGGCGGAGAGGAACCGAACAAAACUGAAGAGCAUCUGCAAGAAAGUGGAGAACGCCAACGCCACCGUGAAGGACCCGGUCUUCUUCAGUGGGACGCAAAGGCUCAACGACACCGCGGACGCCGGCAGAUCGGACGACACUGGUGUCGGCGGCGGAGGGGGAGUCGUGUACACAGAGUUGUUCGCGCAUUCGCUCGAGUGCGAAGUCGCAAUUUAUGGAAUGUACCUCCUGAAUUCUCAUUCGGAAGACAAGAAAUUUUCUUUUUGGAUCCAACGCAACGGCAGCGUCCUCAUCGAGAACUACAACCACGGGCGAGCAUUCCAGCGGCAGCACGUGUGCCACGUGGAGGUGGAAACGAGCCAUGGCGGCGUCAUUUCCGACGUCUUCUUCUGCCACAAACGCACCACGGCGGCUCCGGACACGGAGAACUUCUACUACAGCCUGCUGUUCCUGCUGGGCUCGUUGUUCCUGCUGCUGACGCUGGUGGUGCACGCGCUGGUGCCGGAGCUGCGCCGCUCCGCCCACGCCAAGGCGCUCAUGUGCCACUGCGCCUCGCUGCUCGUCGCUUCCCUCACGCUCACCGCCGGCCACCUGCACCGGAGCGCUCUGCAGCCCUACUGCAGCAUCUCAGCAUACCUCGUGCAGUUCUUUUUUCUCAGUACAUUCUUCUGGCUGAACGUAAUGUGUUUUGAUCUUUCAUGGACUUUUGGGGCGAUGCGGCGUCGGCGCGUGGCGGGCGGGGGCGGCGACCGCAGCCGGCGCUUCCUGUGGUACUCGCUGUACGCGUGGGGCUGCCCCGCCCUCAUCACCGGCGUCACCCUCUUCAUGGAGUUGGCCCCCGAGCACGUCGUGCCGCCCGACCUCCCGCUGCUGCCCAACAUCGGCGCGCGCCGCUGCUGGUUCGACAAUGGUGAUGGAGGUGGUGACUCCACCGUUGCUAGUAGUGAAGGCGCCGACCAUGAAAAGGUAUCCCAGACUGCAGCAAAGACUGCGUCGGCGAAGUCACCAAAGAAAUCUGCGAUAAAAAGCGGUGAUCGUCAGAUGCUGAUCGUGUUCGCCAAGCUGUUCUGCCUCAUGGGCGUGACGUGGGUGACGGAGAUCGUGUCGUGGCUGGCGGGUGACGAUUCGUUCGCCUUCUGGUACAUCACCGACGCCGUCAACCUCCUGCGCGGGGUGCUAAUCUUCGUCUUCUUCUGCUGCAAACCCGUGGCGCUGCGCCCGCUCCGGGCCCGCCUGCGCGCAUGCGCACGGCGCUGCUGCCCGGUGGCGCUGCGCCUCGGCGCUUCGCGGAAGCAGACGCGGGUGAGCGUCAGCACGCUCGAGAGCUCGCUGUCGAUGCCGGACAUGGUGGAUUCCGCCGCCACCGCCGUCGUACCCGCAGCCCCUGGGGCCGCCUCCGCCAUCGGCGUCAAGGACGACGCCCUCUGAACCUCUCGCACACGGAAAAUUAAUGGCAGACGGAUACCAAACGAAGGCACUUCGUACGCCGCGAGAUCGGAGAUUACCACGCGGUAGUUUAGUUUACAACCGUCCGAAAUUCUGUAUUUCCAACACAUCACUAUUUACAUGUCACUAUUUACCGCUAAAUGGACGAGCCAGCGCUUUCUUCGAUUACAUAAAUUUUGCCAUAACAGUUUCGUCGGAUAAUGUAGUUUUGAGGAAUCUCGUUAAAUAACGCUGUCAGCAGGCAGUGUUAUCCAUUGCCAUCAAGCACUCGACUUCAUCACAAAAGAGUACAUGUUUCCACUGUUGUACAUUAUCUACGAACGUCAAAUAAUGAAAUAAAUACCGUAGGAACAUAAAAAAGACAUGUCAGCGUUAAAACUAAGUGUAAGACAUACAUAGAAAGAAUACAUAAAAAUGGAAAGAGAUAAAAUCCGACGAACAUCGUUAGAUGAGAAAUGGAUAUUAGAAACUCACAUACGUAGGUCAGACUACAGAACGCAGAAUGAUCAAACGGGUGCUUUAUUAUGUAUCUCAGGGCGAGUGUAUGAUUGUUUGAUUAUAGAUGAUAAAAGUGUUCUAAAUAUAUGUUAUGCUUUUAUUCAAAUUACAUUUUUUUAAGCUUUUUUAUAUAAUUUUCAUUCUGAUGCAUUUUUUACAACCCUUUUUUCGCGUAAAAUCAUGGCGGGUCAGGAUUUGAAUUUAUCUAGAAUACGUAAUGUCCAUCAUUGUGCAAUAUGCGUAGUCGGAAUUCUUGGUAUCUGAGGAUGUCUUCAUGUCUGUGGCCUGUACCUAAAACUGUAUAAAGGGGAUAAUUUGUUGGCGUCAGCGAAAAAAUCCGUAAAAACAUUUCAUUGAUGUACGAAUGCUAAGUGUAUGAAAUAAAGUUGAAAUCACUGUUUAUAAAUGUUAUUAAAUAUGAAAGAAAAUAUUUUGGGUCAAUGGUUUGUGAAUUAAAAUUGAGAAAAUGAUUGUGAA